Mugil cephalus (flathead mullet) is the source of this 3600-nucleotide messenger RNA. It is a transcript of the gene erap2, whose product is annotated as endoplasmic reticulum aminopeptidase 2. The record is from RefSeq and is a predicted model, not a curated record. Gene Ontology annotation, molecular function: zinc ion binding; peptide binding; metalloaminopeptidase activity. The coding region runs from base 440 to 3268 and encodes 942 amino acids. NCBI's taxonomy places the organism in Eukaryota, Metazoa, Chordata, Actinopteri, Mugiliformes, Mugilidae. Gene Ontology annotation, cellular component: cytoplasm. The transcript has 22 exons. Gene Ontology annotation, biological process: proteolysis; peptide catabolic process.
AGAGAGAAAAACAGUGUGAGCUCUUGCACAUGUGGAGCUCUGUGUGCUUCUGUGAACACGCUGUAAAACGGGGAAAGAAGAACGUGGAGAAUAGUUUGAACAACUGGAGGCGCACCUGUCCGCGGCUGUUAGAUCUGAGAAACACACACACGCACACAAAGGCAGUUUUUUUUCGUUAGCACUGGGGCGGGAACAAGGAAGAGAAAGUGAAACUCAACAGCAGGGACAAGGAGGAAGUAUGAUGAGGCUAAAAUGACCAAGAUCCAAUAGAAGAAACCUUGAGAACUUGUCAUUGACGCUUGUCCAACAUUCACAUCCUUAAUUCCCCGUUGUUGGGACAUGACUGAGAGAUAUCAACACUAGCCACCAACCUUUCACGCGGGUUGGCAUUUUUUUUUUUUUUUUUUUAUAUCAGUGGUUCAAGGGCAUUUCUUCUGCGAUGGUCUCGGUGAGGCUGUUAGUGCUGUCCCUUUUCAGUGUGUCUCUGGCUGGCUCUCAGGCCAACCAGAGCUCACAACAGACGUCAACCGCUCCUCAACCUGCAGGAGAACAGUCUCCUUCGGGUAAUCUGUCCUUCCCAUGGAGCCGUCUGCGCCUGCCAAGGUACAUCAUUCCUGUUCAGUACCGCCUCCUUCUGCACCCCAACCUCACAAAUCUCAGUUUCACUGGAUCGGUGCAGAUCCAGAUCGAUGUCCAGAACAACACAAACUGGGUUGUAUUGCACAGCAAGGGUCUACAGAUCUCCAAGGCCACCAUUUUAGACCAGAAAUUUGCUCAUUUGUCCGAUCAGGUUCUUCCAGUUCUUCACAACCCUUCCCAUGAGCAGAUAGGCAUAUUCUCUCCCAGGGUGCUCAGCAGCGGACAGAAGUAUUUCCUCUACAUUGAGUUUGAGGCAGGGCUUGCAGAUGGUUUCUAUGGCUUUUACAAGAGCACGUACAAGACCAGUACAGGAGAGACCAGAACCUUGGCUUCUACUCACUUUGAGCCCACGAGUGCUCGGAUGGCCUUCCCUUGUUUCGAUGAACCAAGCUUCAAAGCUAACUUUUCCUUACGGAUCAGGAGGAGUCCAGAGCAUAUUUCUCUGUCCAACAUGCCUGUGGUCAAGACGGUGGAAUUAAGCGAUGGCUUGCUUGAGGAUUGGUUUGCUCCAAGUGUGAAGAUGAGCACGUACCUUGUAGCGUUUGUCAUCUGUGACUUCAAAUCUGUCACUUCAACAACAUCUUCUGGGGUGCAGGUGUCCAUUUAUGCUGCACCUGAGAAGUGGCAGCAAACCCACUACGCCCUGGAAGUCGCUGUCAAAAUGCUGGACUUCUAUGAGGAGUAUUUCAACAUCCGCUAUCCUUUACCCAAACAGGAUCUCGUAGCCAUUCCAGACUUUCAGUACGGCGCGAUGGAGAACUGGGGUCUGACCACCUACAGAGAGACCAGCCUUCUUUUUGACCCCCUCACAUCCUCUGUUUCUGACAAACUCUGGGUUACUAUGGUGAUUGGCCAUGAGCUUGCUCAUCAGUGGUUCGGUAACUUGGUGACCAUGGAGUGGUGGAACGAUAUCUGGCUGAAUGAAGGGUUCGCCAGAUACAUGGAGUACAUAUCAGUAGACGCCACCUACCCAGACCUCAAAGUGGAUGAAUAUCUACUCCACACCUGUUUUGCAGCAGUUGGCUACGAUUCACUGAACUCCUCCCGGCCAAUAUCCAGCCCAGCGGAGAACCCCACUCAGAUCGAGGAGAUGUUCGACACAGUCUCUUAUGACAAAGGUGCCUGUGUCUUGCACAUGCUGCGACACUUUUUGACAGAUGAGGUGUUUCAGAGCGGGAUAGUGCGAUACCUCCGCAAGUACAGCUACAGGAAUGCCUACAACCAGGACCUGUGGGACAGUCUAGCCAACACAUGCUCAGAGGAGGACUUCAGCUCAGGAAAACACUGUUACAGCAGUGGCCAGGCCGCCAAAAAUGCAUACUUGUUUGCAGGGGAACAUCUGAACCUGACAGCCAUGAUGAACACUUGGACUCUGCAGAAAGGCAUACCGGUGGUAACUGUGACAAGGAAGGGGCCUCGUCUACUUAUUAGGCAGGACAGAUUCCUGAGGACGGUGAUGCCUUCAGACCCUCUGUGGCCCAAACUGCAAGAGGGUUUCCUUUGGCAUAUUCCUCUCACAUACAAGACUGACGCCUCCAGCACCAUCCACAGACACUUAAUGACAUCGGCCACAGACAGUAUACCCAUAGGAGAGGACGUGAACUGGGUGAAAGUAAACACUGACAUGACAGGCUAUUAUGUGGUUCAUUACGAGGACGGUGGUUGGGAUGUGAUGACUAAACUGCUGGGGGAAAACCACACUGCUCUGAGCUACAAAGACAGGACUCACUUGAUACACAACGCCUUUCAAUUAGUCACGGCAGGUCAUCUGCCGCUCAAUAAAGCCUUAGACCUGAUUGGUUAUCUGCAGCAGGAGACUCACACUGUGCCUCUCCUCCAAGGACUGGGCUAUCUGGAAGUCUUUUACCAUUUGAUUGAGAAAAGGGAUGAAGUUGAUUUAACACGCAAUCUGGGGAUGUACAUCCUGCAGUUUUUCCGUGCUGUCAUUGACCAGCAGACAUGGACCGACACUGGCACUGUGUCAGAGCGACGGCUGAGGUCAGAGGUCCUGUCUCUGGCUUGUCACCUGGAGGACCCUCCCUGUCUGGAGCGUGCGCGUCAGCUCUUCAAAGAAUGGCUUCAGUCCAACGGAACGAUUAAUCUGCCAACUGAUGUGGUAGAGACAGUGUAUUCAGUUGGAGCUCAGGAUGACCAUGGCUGGACGUCAUUGUUAGACAAAUACAAGACUUCCCUCUCUGAAGCACAGAAGCAUAAAAUCUUGUUUGCUUUGACCAGCAGCAAAGACAAAGACAAACUGCAAAGGCUGCUGACCCUUGGUCUGGAGGGGAAGGUGAUUCGAUCGCAGGACCUGUCCAGCCUCAUCAUAAUGGUGGCCAGAAAUCCACAGGGAUAUUACCUUGCAUGGAACUUUGUGAAGACGAACUGGGACACACUGGUUCAAAAGUUCCAGCUGGGCUCAUUUUGCAUUAGAAAUAUCAUCAUUGGCACCACAGGCCAGUUUUCAUCUCCAGAGGAACUCACUGAAGUGCAGUUAUUCUUUGAGUCCAUCAAGGAACAGUCUUCACAGCUGAGAGUUACUCAGAUGGCCCUUGACAAUGUGCAGAAAAAUGUUCGCUGGAUCCAGAGGAACCUAGAGACUCUUAGAAAGUGGGUAAAUGAGCAGAAAUAGUGAAAGACAGAAGAAAGAGUGUUUAGAUGUUUUUUUUUUCUCUUUUGAAUUUCUCUGUGUUCUCAUUUUGAGUUUUUAAUGAGUGACAUCACUGAUUGACAGUUUUGUAUAUGAAAAUUUGUAAGGGGAUCUAUUUGUUAGAGCAAAGCACUGAUUUGGUAGAACUGGCAGCUGAGUGGUAGUAGCAUGUGUGAGGAGUUGUGCGUGCACCGUGAAUAUGUCGUUCUCUUUAUGUGUGUGUGUGAGAAACAGAGGGAUCCAUUCCAAACUGACACACAAACCCCCGUGUAAAUGGACUCUUCACCAAAAACACAAUAAAAGGGUUCAUUGUA